This is a messenger RNA of Aedes albopictus (Asian tiger mosquito), 2001 nucleotides long. RefSeq lists its product as uncharacterized. Bases 350 to 1231 code for a protein of 293 amino acids. NCBI's taxonomy places the organism in Eukaryota, Metazoa, Arthropoda, Insecta, Diptera, Culicidae. The record is from RefSeq and is a predicted model, not a curated record. The transcript has 4 exons.
GCAUUACACUUGCCGCUUUCGGCACAAAGUAAAUAUUUAAUAUUUUGAGGAGUUCCGUGUGUUUAAAGAUGGGUAAGAGUGGUAAAAAAUCGCGUAAAACAAAGCCCGUUCCGAAUAAGGCGGUGAAAAAUCUUCGAAGUGCAGCAGAAUCCAAAAACUUGGAGUUUUUGCUAGCUGUUCCCAAGCAGGAAAGCCGCAACCAGAAUAAAAGUAUUGAUGGUGAACCACCCGUGGCCGCAGCUUCGAGCCGUGAAAGAUUUACAAAAAACCAUCUCAGAGGAAGACAAAACCGGACACCAAAACAGAGCUUACAGCAGCAAAAUGUACAGUUCCUGCUCCGCCCAUCGAUAUGGAUGCCGACGAUAACCAUCAUCUAUUGGACAUCAGAACGAGCAUUCUGCGAGACUGGACAACGGAAAUGGAAAGCGACGAGGGUGAUAUCGAAAGUACAGAUAUUGUUACAAGUGAUGAUGAACAGGAUAGCUACGAAAACAACACGUUACUUCAACCGGCCCGGCGCGAGUUUUUUCCGUUGGACGAUUCAUCUGACCAUGAUCCGGAGGAUUCCGAUUCAGCGCGUGCUGAUGUCAGAAAAACUUACACACGUUCUGCUCCGCCACGACCAGACGAAUCAGAAGUAGCGCAUGUGGCCGAUCAAAGGUCAUCGCUGCCCGCGGCCACGUCUGAAGCUGCAGUGUGUGUUUGUGGACAGCAGCCUAAAAUUGAUGAGCUGCUACAGCAGAACGCUAUGCUGUCUGCGCAAAACAAGAAGCUGAAGCGCCUGAAUGACGAAAGCAAUGCCCGUUGUCUAACCUUAACAGAUGCACUAAAUGCGAAAGUCCUCGGGCCCACACAUGAUGAAAAUUUCACCGAAGUAGAAGGAUUUCCCGACCGCGAAAAAUUGAAGAAUUUUUCGGAGGCUGCCGGUUCACGAGACUACAUAUUUGUAAAGCUCAUUUUACAAGAAAUUUGCACCGAAGGAUUGAAGAACAUCACCAUUACGGGGCGGGCAUCCAAUAACCCAAAUGGUCGCAAAGGUGGAGAACGACCUCAACAACCGGAAGACGCCCCGACUAAGAUUCAACUUGAUCCAGAGAAGAAAGCAUACAUUGAAAAGCGUUUCGUAGAGCAUCGCCGGUAUCAGGGCGAUUCGAUUUCCGUGGCUGCACUGAAAUGUAAGGAGUGCCGCGGACUCAUGACGCGCGUUAUUUCGUACUAUGGAAAUAAGUAACAAGUGAUGUUUAAUUUAUUUGUUGUCGAAUUUUAAAGAAAACUUGUUUGUUUCUACGUUUGUUAUAGAACGUAACGUGUUUGUUUAGCAAACUCUCUUUUGACUUAUAGCUCUUAUAGCUCUUUUUGUAUUGGAUUGGUCGAUCAACAAUAAAAGCCGCUGAUGUGCUAACAUGACGGAGCGUUACUACUACUUAUACUUCCUGAACAAAGCUCCACUAUGAAAAUAUAUUUUGCUAUAGGGUCUAGGACCAUUAAGGUAGGGGGACCUAUUUUGGGUACUUCUAGUUAUAACUUAGUCAAUUCCAUAUCAAUUUGACAAGAAUGUGUGCACAUGACUACAGAUUGUACGUAUCACAUCGUGUUUCAAUUGACUGUCUUAAAAUUGACUGAGAUAUAGAAGCAAGUACCCAAAAUAGAUCCCCCUGCCCAAAUGGCCCCAGACCCUAAUUAUGUUCUAAAUGAAUGAUAACUCAUUGUGUUACAAAUGAGUUAUAUUUUUGUAACACAUUGUGUUACAAAUGAGUUAUAGUUUUGUAACAUAUUGUGUUACAAAGUUGAUAUUUUUUAUCAAAAAUUUAUUUCACGAUUUAUUAUAAUUUUGUUCUGAUUCUAACAAAAUGAGUUAUUUUUUUGUUAUAACCUGUGUCGUUUUUGUUACAAAUUCAGUUAUUUUAACAUCAUCCUGCAUCUAAUUUAUAACACAUCUUGUUACAUAAAAAUUUUAUAACAUUGUAACAUAAUAUGAUAUAAACUUGAUAUAUUUUUCUA